AAAUAACAGAAAAAAAGGAAAGAUAUAAAACAUGAAUUAAAGUGUAUUUGUGUUUGAAAGUAUUGAAAUAAAAUUAUUAAGAUACCGUUAAUUUUUAACAAAAACAAAAACAACUAAACCAAACUUGGAUACGAACAGACAGUUGGACGAAUGCGAACGGAGAAAAAGGAGUAUUUAACUAAACUACAAUAAAUACUAGCUAAACGCAGCUUGAGUCCCAGACGCAAAACAAAAGUGAAAUUAAAUAUAAGAAAUUGUGAAACAUUUAACGACAAUUGAGAACAUGGGAGAACAAGAAGAAAAAGAAACUCCCCAGACUGAGAAUAGCGCCCAACAAGAGGUGGUUGAUGAGCCCAAGGAAACCGACAAAAUGCUCGAAAAGAAAGAAGAUGAGACCAAACAAAGUGCAGAGAAAUUAGUGGAAGAUAAAAAGAAAUCCGCUUCAAAACCCUCUACGCCUACUACAGACAAGAAAGACAAAGAGUCAGCCGAGUCUGGCGAAAAGAAGGCUAAUGGCGGUGGUGAGGAAAUAAUUGAUAUACCAGAAGGUGGUGCUAAAUCGGAACCCUUAGAGGGUAACGACGAAAGAAAGUUAUCUGCCGAGGAACGCGAAGUUAAGCCCAAGAAAAUCCCCAUUGGUGGCUUGAAACUUCCCGGCUUCUUUAUGAAAAACAAACCCAAGUCAGAUGGUGAUGGUGCCGAAGGUGAAUUACUGGAAAAGGAAACUAAAGAAGAAUUGGAAGAGGUUGAGAGUAAACCAGUUAAAAAGGAGGAAAAACCAGCCAAAAAUUUUGGUGAACGUUUGAGGAAUUUUUUCGUCCGUAAACCCGCAGAGAAACAGGCCAAGCAGCAGGCUUCAAAUGCGGAAGCUGAUAAUAAAAGUGAAGCUACCGCCGAAGCAGCUGAAGCCGCUGGUAAUGAACAGCAAAACUCAGAUGGCCCUCCCAAAAAACGGGGUCUUUUAAACGCUAUCAAGCUGCCCAUAGCCAAUAUGGUUCCAAAAAAGAAAUCCGAUGAUGAUGUAGAACUUGGCAUGGGUAAAGCCGGCCUGGCUUCCAUGGAGACCUUGGAUGAUUCCCUAAAAGAUCAAGACUGUGUCGACAAGGCUUCAACUAAGAAUAAUGGUGUCGAAGAAAUUGGAAAACUUAAGAAAACUCCUAGCGGGGAAAUUAAACAGGCUAAUGAUGAGAAAUCCCCAGAAGAAAUUGACGAACAGCCAGUGUCAUUUUGCCAGCGUUUACGUUCAUAUAAAUGCUCUGUGGAUGAUGCCCUUAUAGCUCUAGGCAUUUUACUUUUUGUCUUGCUUAUCGCUGUUAUUGGUUAUGUGCUCUCUCAUGAGACGCUCACCUCUCCGCCCAUUAGAGAGGGACGUUAUAUGGAUGCUGUUACCGGCUGUGGCAUGGUAGAAGGUUUGAAGGAGGAUGGUGCUUUUGCUUUCCGAGGAAUUCCCUAUGCCUUGCCACCGGUGGGUGAUAGACGUUGGCGACCGGCCCAAAUAAUAGAAGGAAUCGACGAUUGCUGGAAUGGCACCUUAAAGGCUCACAACUCCAGUGAACUGUGCACCCAGAGACUGGGCAAUGGCACUAUUAUAGGUGACGAGGAUUGUCUGUAUUUGGAUGUAGUUACACCGCAUGUGCGCUACGAUAAUCCCCUGCCAGUUAUUGUAAUGAUUGGAGCUGAUAGCCUGACUGGCCCCUCACCUGGUAUCCUAAGGCCAUCAGCCCGCUAUUCCCGUUCCCAUGAUGUCAUCUUUGUACGGCCCAAUUUCCGUUUGGGUACAUUCGGCUUUCUGGCCUUGGAUGCCCUCACCAAGGAUACUUAUCCUCAUUCAUCUGGAAAUUAUGCUCUCACUGACAUUAUUGCCGCUCUUAAAUGGAUCAAAUUGAAUAUUGCUCACUUCGGUGGAGAUCCCAAAUCAGUUACGCUCUUGGGCCAUCGUGCUGGCGGUACUUUGGUCUCUGCCUUGGUUACUUCGAAGAAGGCGGAAGAUUUAUACACUCGAGCCUGGGUUUCCUCGGCCUCGGCCAUUUUGCCAGGCAAGGUAUUAGCCGAAUCUGAGAAACGCAAUCAAGAAAUUAUGCAAGAAAUUGAUUGCCAAGAUGUGGCUUGUCUACGCAACACUACGGCUGAAAAAUUAUGGGAUGCCACCCCCGAUACCUGGUUGCAUUUCCCUCUUGACAUUCCCACAGUAGAGGAAAACUCCACUGCUCAUCAUGAGUGGCUGGUAAUCGAUGGUGAUAUCUUACAAGAGCAUCCUGCCGAAUCAUGGAAGAUUGAACAUACCGGCAAACCAAAGUUGGUCAUGGGCACAACCGCUCAUGAGUCACACACUGAGAAAUUGCAUAAGCGCACCAACUGGACGGCCGAAGAAAUACGCAACUUCCUUGAAUCAUCUAAAAUUGGAGCUCUUAAUCUAACCGACGAAGCCAUACAACGUUAUAAUGCCACUAAUUAUCGUGCUCUCAUCUCCAUGAUCAGCGACAUACGUACCAUUUGCCCCCUACUAACAAAUGCCCGUCUCCAGCCCUCAGUGCCAUUCUAUGUGGUCACCCAAGGUGAAGGCGAUCAGCAAUUAGCGACAGUUGAUGCCGAUAUCCAGGCUAUAUUGGGCCGUUAUGAGCCACACACAGUGGAACAAAGACGCUUCGUAUCCUCCAUGCAACAACUAUUCUUCUAUUAUGUCUCACAUGGUACCAUGCCACAGUACGAGCCCAGAAGACGAGUACUUAAUAUGGGUCAAGAUCCCCUGCCACAAGAAGAUUAUCCCAAUUGUAAUUUCUGGAUUAGCAACGAUAUAGUGCCUCGUUAUGCUCGCGUCGAUUAAGUCUACAAUAACCAGAGACCCUUCAAAAACACUGUGCUCAGCUACGACUGAUAAUGAUGAAGAUGCUUAUGAUGACUGAUUUAGUUUAACUUUAUAUUCUCGCCCACACUCACACCAAAUUUAACAAAUAAAUUUACUUUUUGGUGUUCUCUUCAUUCUGGGCAUCCAGAAUGUGGGUGUGUUUAAAUAAAAAAAAAUCCCAAUAAGCAGACGAUAACAAAAAUCUCUCCAAUUUUUAUCCCUCAUUCUAAAUUUGUGAAACUUUUUUUUCAUAUUUUUUUUAUAUGAAUUAUUUUAAAAUAUAUUGUAAUUUCCAAAACUAACUGCGAAAAAUUCUCAACACUUUUCAUUUUUUGUUUUUAGUUUAGCUAUUAAGCAAAUUUAGUAUUUAAAGUUUUGUAAAUUUUAUUAAUAAGUUUUAUUUUUUAUACAUAAAAGAAAUCAUUUUUAUUUUUAUUUUUAAAUAAUAUAUAAGUUAUGAACUAACAAAAAAAAAAGAUAAGAAAAUUAAAACAAAAUAAUAAACAUACGAACAUAAUAAUUUAUGCAAAAUACUUGAUAUAAAACAAAACAUUCAUACGUAUUUUUUAUGUAAUUUAUAUAUUAAAACAAAAACAAAACAACAACAACAAAAAAACACAAACAACAUUUUUUAAACAAUAAAAAAAAGAAAAUACUUUAAAAGUAUACAAA
This is a messenger RNA of Calliphora vicina (urban bluebottle blowfly), 3517 nucleotides long. RefSeq names its product Neurotactin (gene Nrt). The transcript is spliced from 3 exons. The coding region runs from base 284 to 2824 and encodes 846 amino acids. The record is from RefSeq and is a predicted model, not a curated record. NCBI's taxonomy places the organism in Eukaryota, Metazoa, Arthropoda, Insecta, Diptera, Calliphoridae.